AUGACCCCCCCCCCCCAAACUCAGCAGGCAGGCUUGUCCUGGCUUGGUGUGCAGCGGUCGAAGCUCCAAGUUCGUAGUCACGUGGGAGUUGAUUUGGGGAAGAACCAAGACAACCCAGUCGUGCCUUUGCAAAAUCGGCCCACAGAGGACCAAUCGCACCGCGCUCACAUUGAGCCUCCUCGUGAAACCGGUACCGAUGUGCUUUGCGAAAGCGGGCAAGACAACAGCAGUUGGAGAGGCAACAUCCAAUGGUGCCUCUUGGUCCAUGCCAACACUACAUUGUUCGCCACUUUGCCAGACAAGCACCAUGUGCUUGUGCAAAGCAUUGUGGGCGCGGUUGGAUGCCAGCAUCCCCCGGGUCGGUUUCUGCAGAAGGAUCUCACAAGCGGCAGGUGGUGUUUGAUGGAUGAGAAGAAAGCCGAAGAUAUGACAUUUGUAGCAUUGGAAAAGGCAAGCAAAGCAAGAGGUUCCACCGCGAGUGGAACAGACGGAGUGUCUAAGAGCGGAAGCACCCAAGUGCAGAGUGCGGAAGAAAAAUCAGAGUUGGCGACAACUGAGAGCAGCAAGGAGGAUCAAAAGCUGAUGCCAGAAGCAAGCAACAAUAAGAAAGAUUCUUUUUGGGAAGACAGCUUAUUGACUCCCAACGCUUCCACAGAGUUUUCUUCCUUUUCAUUCGAGCUGCAAUCGAAGAAAGGAAAGCUGAAGCUACAACUCAAGCAAUACGAUAUAGACUUUGCUCGCAGGCACGAUCGAAUGCCAGGGAGGAAAGAAAAGGAACCGAUUCGCCAUCUUUACGACGAAUACAACGCCCUGAAAUGCCAAAUUGCCAUGUUAGAAAAAGAAGGGGAUGCGGUCGCUUUAUCCGCGGCGAACUCCUCACGUUCAGCCGGUCAACCUCUCCCUACGCCUGAUGAACCGCGAACACAGAAGUCCUUCACUUGCUAUUCUUGCUCAAUCAGAUUCCCGUCCAGUCAAGAGUUGGAUGUCCAUAUCUUGUCUGAUCCGGGCCAUCUCAGGAAAGUGUAUGAAAGCGAGGGCAUGGAGCUGGAUGCUCGAGCUGCUGCUGAGGGAUGGGCUGCCAGUGCAAUCAGUGAUGUAGUACUGGUACCCACACAAAGUGACAACACACUUGCGGGGAAGGAACACAGCGAGGAUGCAACAAAGUCAGCAGCUAAAGCAAUCAGUAAAGGCGACAAAGAGGAAGAACAGAUGCUGAAACUGGCCAUGAUGGAAUCAAUUCUAGAAGCGCGAGGUGUUUGCAUCCCGAACAAGUAUGACGGCGACAACGACGGAUCCUUCUACGACGGUGAUUGCUCGGAGGGAGAAUACGACAAUGGCUUUGAAAAAGGACAGGAGGACGAAGAUGAAGACGCCUUCUCCUAUGGCGAUAAAAACUUCUUCGAAGACGAGUGGUACGAUGACUCAGACAACGAAAAGGACCGCACCGCCGAACAAGUCUCUCCUCGCAAUGACGAAGACGAGGAGGACUCGGAUGGAGAAUGCAACAAUCGCUUGGUUGUUGAAGGUGACGGGGGCUUAACUAGCGACCAAGAACACGAGACAACUGUACCAUCCGAGAACGAAGUUGGUGCUCUGAGCAGCUUAAGCGAUCACCUCUCCAACGAAAAUCAAACCCAAGAGGCUGCAUCCGACGACAUCUCGAGCAACUCGGAAGACCAGUUGCCAGUGAGUAGCGGCAGUGAUGACGACGAAAGCUGGUCGCAAAUCUCCUGUCAAAACCCAACCUGCACUGCCAGCAAAGACGCCAUUGCAAUGGACGGAUCCGACAGCACCGUUAGCGGGUGGAAUCUCAUAGAGCCCGAAUUUCCGGAUGGGACUUCUUGA
Messenger RNA from Seminavis robusta, 1845 nucleotides. The record is from the annotation of a GenBank genome assembly. Lineage: Eukaryota; Bacillariophyta; Bacillariophyceae; Naviculales; Naviculaceae.